Cordyceps militaris CM01 is the source of this 1248-nucleotide messenger RNA. RefSeq names its product Protein kinase-like domain. The transcript has 2 exons. The record is from RefSeq and is a predicted model, not a curated record. Lineage: Eukaryota; Fungi; Ascomycota; Sordariomycetes; Hypocreales; Cordycipitaceae. Bases 1 to 1248 code for a protein of 415 amino acids.
AUGCCAGAAAAGAUAUUCUCAUAUGCGAAAUUCAACCUCGACGCUCUGUUGUCACUCGCAACACGACUUCGGGGUCGAGAAUGCACCUGCAACGUAGCCGCCGCCCCGAAAACAGGAAGUAUGAACUGGGCCAUCUUCAUCUCGUUUGAUGACGGGCUGGACUGGGUCUUUCGGUCCCCGCGCAGUGGUCACCAUGCCAUCGUCUCUGACAAGACCGCACAGAAGAUGCUGAUAAGUGAAGUUGCAACGCUAAGGUGUUUAAGGAACAAUACAUCGGUGCCUGUUCCCGAAGUUACCGAUUACGUGGUCGGGGAGUGCCUCUCGCCGUCACUUACUUGGCAGGAGAGGGAUUCGCUCGAUGGUGUAGAGCGUGGCCCGUUUCUAGACGAGAGCCAGUAUCUAAAGUCUCUCAUUGACGUCUUCAUAUCUCAUGCAACAGAGCUGCCGCUUACACCUCAUGCUUUUUUUGCACCAAUCCCGGACUACUCGGAAUAUCCAAACUGGUCAAGCUACAGAGCGGCUAUAGGGCGCUGGAACGACUAUGUUGCCAUCGGUGCAAAAAUCGAAAGUAGCAAGAACCUUCUAUCCUACUGUCUCGCCGGUCAGAUGCUACAUCAGAUGAGCGCUCGUCUGUCUACACCGGAUGGGAGUUACACCUUAUCCCAUCCGGACCUUCAUCUCGGGAACAUGUUUGUUGAUGACGAGUUCAACAUCACAUGUCUUAUCGACUGGGGCUCUGCAACGUCUGGCCCCAUCACGGAACUGCAGGCCACGCCGGGCCUUGGGAACUCGGCCUUUCCCCCUCCAGAACAACUUGUCAGCGCUUUUCGGGCCGGUUUCAGUCAAGAGCAUCCGCUGCCGGCAGAAUCCUGGGAGCGAGCAGACAUGAUGUGGCACUUUUCGCGGCUUGUUCGUUUGCUCUCCACGCAAGACUACAGGCUCUUUCAGGCCCUCUACAAGCUUGUCUACAAGACAGAUGCCGAAGACUCACAUAUCUGUGCAGUCUUUAAUGAAAUGGCGGCAGAGGAGGGAAACCAACGUCUACUCGCGACUCUGCGCGCGGACGACUACACGGCGUCAGAAUUGGAGCAGCAAGAGGCCAAGGCCUUUGGCUGUUGCAAGACUGAUAAAGGCAAUGGCCGUGCAGUGGCGAGAAAACUCACGGUGGUGGCCGAGAUGAACAAGACAUUUCUCGCCAGCGCGAAAGUAUGGCGAUGGAUAGAGAAGUCCUUGGAGAACGAUACGUGA